AUGGGGCAAAGGCAGCUAGCUCUCGGGGUGCUCCUGCUGGUGACUCUGGCGGCCGUCGCAACAACGGCAAACGCGGUGACGCCUGACCACCCUCUUCUCCGGAACAAGCGCGCCCUUCGCCUCAACGUGCCCUGUAUUUCCAAUGGGCAGUUCUACCGUAACCCUAACACCGACCCUGAGAAAGUCCGCAACCUUAGCGAGUGUGCUAAGUACUAUCUCUGUUUAGAUGGCGAAGUGUACGAAUUCAAGUGUUCAGUGGGUCUGCUGUUCGACAUCGACCGCCAGAUCUGUGAUUUCAAGUCCAAAGUGUUCAACUGCGGCACUCAUAUCCAGCUGACGACGCCGAAGCCGCUCCUGGACACGGACGAGCCCAUCUGCGGUUACGGCGAGUACGCAUGCGCCGACAAGACCUGCCUACCGUCUGAGCUCUUCUGCGACGGGCAAGUUGACUGUUACGAUGGCUCUGACGAGGGAUGGUGCGACGCCGAGAACGACCCUAACGCCGCCCCCCGAUGCGACUACAAGAACUGCACGCUUCCUUGGUGCUUCUGCUCCCGGGACGGCACCCUCAUCCCCGGCAACAUGGAGCCCGCGCAGGUUCCCCAAGUCAUCUCAAUAACCUUCGACGAUGCAGUGAACUACGAGAACUGGGAUAUUUACAAUCAGCUGUUCACCGAGUCGAGAACCAAUCCCAACGGCUGUCCUAUUCACGCCACUUUCUACGUCUCUCACGAGUACAGCAACUACCAGUACGUCCAGAAGCUGUGGAACGACGGCCACGAGAUAGCUGUGCACUCUAUCACUCACAAAGGUCCCGAGAGCUUCUGGAGUAACAACGCGACCAUCGAGGACUGGUUUGACGAGUUCGUAGGCCAAGCGAACAUCAUCAACCGAUUCGGAGGCGUCAGGAUGGAAGAUCUUUGGGGUGUUCGUGUGCCGUACCUCCGAGUGGGAUGGAACCGUCAGUUCAUUAUGAUGCGUGAGUUUGGCUUCGUGUAUGACUCGUCCAUGGCGGCGCCCUUCUCGAACCCGCCCCUCUGGCCUUACACCUUGGACUACAAGAUGCCCCACAAGUGCCUGGGUACUGGUCAGAAGUGCCCAUCGAGGCCCUUCCCUGGCAUCUGGGAGAUUGUACUGAACCAGUUACAGACAGGGGAAUACACAUGCGCCAUGAUGGACCAGUGCCCGCCCUUGCCUGACGACGAGGAAGUCUACGAAAUGCUCAUGCACAAUUUCAAACGCCACUACAACAGCAACAGGGCACCUCUAGGCCUAUACUUCCACACCAUUUGGUUUAAGGUCAAGCAUAACAUGAAGGGAAUGCAGAAAUUCCUGGACGAGGUGAUGAAACUCCCGGAUGUGUGGGUCGUCAAUAAUCAAGAGCUCAUUCAGUGGAUGCGCGAACCCGUUCCGAACGCUCAACUGAACUCGUUCGAACCUUGGAAGUGCUCGAAAACAGUCCCUCAGGAAGACCAGGCCUGCAACAUCCCGAAGUCGUGCAAGCUGAGGAACCGGGCCGUCCGCGGGGAUAGGUACCUGCACACCUGCUACGAGUGCCCGGACAUGUACCCGUGGCUCAAGAACGAAUUCGGUGUCGAUCUCUAAGAGGCCAGGCACAAAGCGAGGGAGUUUUGUCUACCCUUUUAAUUUUUUAGGGAGGGUAGAUUCUAGUGUGGAGAGAGCGAGAACGUUUCCAUGGAUACUGUGAACGCGUGACAGCUUGCCAUUAAACGUUAACAUUACGAACAGGAACACGCACACGCACACGCACACGCACACGCACACUCACACGCACACGCACACGCACACGCACACGCACACGCACACGCACACGCACACGCACACGCACACGCACACGCACACUCACACACACACACACACACACACACACACACACACACACACACACACACACACACACACACACACACACACACACACACACACACGCGCGCGCGCGCGUGCACACGAUUACGCAAACUGUCCAUAGGAAAGAGUUGCAUGCAUAGACGGUGAUUGGCAAUCAUCUCGACUUCAGAUGUGCUCAUAUAAAGUGCCGCCGGUCGGCGUCGGCGCGUGACUGGGUCUGUAAAUAAGCAUUGCAUUUGGCCGUUCCUGCUUUGUUUCUGUUGUACUUGGUAGUCUGUCCAAAGAUACGAGAUUCGACUAGUCACACGCCUGUAUGUUUUUUUUUUUACUCUAUUUCUUUGUUUCUGUCUAUGAUUUCGGAUUGUUGUUCUAUCUAUCUUGUGUUGUUAUGUUUAUUAUAGUUUAUUUAUGUUUCUUGUAAAUACUUUUGAAUGUUUUACAUUAAAAAUGUGCAAUAUUUCGUGAA
This is a messenger RNA of Penaeus chinensis, 2335 nucleotides long. RefSeq names its product chitin deacetylase 1-like (gene ChLD3). Gene Ontology annotation, biological process: carbohydrate metabolic process. Lineage: Eukaryota; Metazoa; Arthropoda; Malacostraca; Decapoda; Penaeidae. The transcript has 11 exons. The record is from RefSeq and is a predicted model, not a curated record. Bases 1 to 1605 code for a protein of 534 amino acids. Gene Ontology annotation, cellular component: extracellular region. Gene Ontology annotation, molecular function: protein binding; chitin binding; hydrolase activity, acting on carbon-nitrogen (but not peptide) bonds.